AUGGAUAACUUCACGUUAGAUCAACUGAAAACUUCAUCUGCUGCCUGCCCUUGGACGGUGUCUACAUUGUUCACAUCAAUUUUGGCUGUGAUAACUACAGUUACUUUACUUGGAAAUAUGCUCAUUGCUGUAGUCUUCUCCAAGACCCCCAGCCUACAGACAAGCACCAACUACUACAUCGUGAAUAUGGCAGUCUCUGACUUCCUCGGACCGUUUUUCAGUUGGCCGCUGUACGUUAGUGAAGGCAUGUUCACGCGCAAUGUUUUUAUCAGUGGGUCUUGGGCUUUGGCUGUGUGCAAGUUGGGAAUGUAUUUUAGGGCGGUAUCUCAGAUAGUUUCCGUUGUGAGUCUGGUGUUAAUCGCUUUGGACAGAUUUGUUGCGAUUGUUUUUCCUUUUAAAGUUGCUAUGAUGAAUUGGAAAAUUCGAGUGAUCUUAUUGUUGGUAUCGUGGCUAAUAGCGUUGCUUAUCGUUCUUCCUUACGCACUGUUUUCCAAGAUAANCCUGCCCUUGGACGGUGUCUACAUUGUUCACAUCAAUUUUGGCUGUGAUAACUACAGUUACUUUACUUGGAAAUAUGCUCAUUGCUGUAGUCUUCUCCAAGACCCCCAGCCUACAGACAAGCACCAACUACUACAUCGUGAAUAUGGCAGUCUCUGACUUCCUCGGACCGUUUUUCAGUUGGCCGCUGUACGUUAGUGAAGGCAUGUUCACGCGCAAUGUUUUUAUCAGUGGGUCUUGGGCUUUGGCUGUGUGCAAGUUGGGAAUGUAUUUUAGGGCGGUAUCUCAGAUAGUUUCCGUUGUGAGUCUGGUGUUAAUCGCUUUGGACAGAUUUGUUGCGAUUGUUUUUCCUUUUAAAGUUGCUAUGAUGAAUUGGAAAAUUCGAGUGAUCUUAUUGUUGGUAUCGUGGCUAAUAGCGUUGCUUAUCGUUCUUCCUUACGCACUGUUUUCCAAGAUAAUACAGUAGAGGACCAGAUUGUUUGCAGGUUUAUCGCGAACGAGGAAACAACAACGGUU
Molecule: messenger RNA, 1014 nt
Organism: Porites evermanni
Lineage: Eukaryota; Metazoa; Cnidaria; Anthozoa; Scleractinia; Poritidae
Source: the annotation of a GenBank genome assembly